CAAACAUUACCUCAUCUAAACCUAUCCAACCAAUGAUUCCAAUAUAAGUCAAAUCACUCAUUUAUAUCUUAGAACUUCAAUCAUCGCUAGUCUGCUUCUCUUUUGUUUAGAUAAUAUGAAUCCAGAAAAUAAUCUCCUAUCACUCAUGUUGUCGUUACACAUAAUCCAAGAAGAAGUCAUUAAUUCGAUGGCCGAUCAAAUUCACCUACUAAAAUUUUAACUACUUCACAUAUCUACCCAAAAAUUAUACAAUCCACAGAAUUAAAAACUAGAAUACCUACAUAAGUAUAUUUUUCAUUUAUAAAAAAGGGAUAAAGCAUUCCAAUUUAAGAAGCACUUAAGAUUUACUCAUCAAAACAAACUCCAGAUUCAUAGUAUAAUUCAACCAAGGUCUCUUCUUAUCUUCAAGAUAAAUUUAAUGAAAAAUCAAACUACACUAAGACUACUACUGGAGAAAGUUAAGAAGAGGAAAAGUCUUCUAAACAAAGUAAAUUUUUUUUUUUUUCUUAGAACCAUCAAUCAUUUAUUAAAAACAACUUCUGGAUAAAGAUUUAUAAAUAAUGCAAUUACAGAAAGAAAUCAAACUAAUUAAAGAUUCAAACGUAAUUAAUUUCAUUAUCAAUUUAGAAAAAGUACUAAAAUAUCGAAAAAGAAUAUGAAAAACUCUUAUAAGAAAAUUAAAAAUUGAAAUUACAAGUUCAAUUAUAAUAAAUUCAAAUCACCUAACUUACUCAUUAAUAAUCUUUGAUAUCUCCAGGAAGACCAUCAGAAUAUGUUAGUGCUUUAAGUGAAUAGGAUAAAUUAAAAAUUAAGACUCUACUAGAAUGCGAAUGA
Messenger RNA from Paramecium sonneborni, 834 nucleotides. Lineage: Eukaryota; Ciliophora; Oligohymenophorea; Peniculida; Parameciidae. The record is from the annotation of a GenBank genome assembly.